Messenger RNA from Copidosoma floridanum, 1142 nucleotides. RefSeq lists its product as uncharacterized. Gene Ontology annotation, cellular component: transcription regulator complex; nucleus. Lineage: Eukaryota; Metazoa; Arthropoda; Insecta; Hymenoptera; Encyrtidae. Gene Ontology annotation, biological process: regulation of transcription by RNA polymerase II. The record is from RefSeq and is a predicted model, not a curated record.
AACAUUAAAAUUGAACAUUUAGAAAACGGUGUUUCAUUUUUUUCAUUACAAUUGUCAUGCCGCCGAGAUCUCCAGAUUCGUUUCAAAUAGUUUUGAACUUAAUCAGAGUGAUAAAACAACACCCAAUCUUGUACAUUUCCGAAGUUAAGGGCAAUGUGGUGAAACCCCAGGAGUUUCGUCAAAAAGUUUGGAAAAGAAUAUCGAACGAGUUAGGCUUGGACAUUUCCUGGGUCAAACAAAAGUGGAAAAACCUAAGGGAUACAUACUGUAGAAUAUUAAAGUACAAAAACAAGACGCCGAAAGAAUUGAAGAGAAAAAAAUGGGUAUUCGAACCACACUUGGAUUUCUUAAAGAUCCCUUACGGAGAGAAUAGUAAAUGCAACGUUGAACUGUCAGAAGAGUACAUUGACGACAUAAAUAGAGAAGUAAUUAGUUCAAAUGACCGAUUGGAUCAACUGGAAGAAAGUCAAGAUGACGAUGAUUACAGUGAAUAUCUAGAGACACUUGAGAACAGUAAUGCCACCUUGGAGCAAGAACAUGUUCUGGAUAACAAUGGCGGUAAGAAAAGUAACGUUAAAUCUCCUAAAAAAAUAACUACAAAACAGCCAAUUGACGAAGGACAGAGUCAAACCAAGAUAAAAAAAAUACAGCCUAGAAAGAGGAAAUUCAACAAUAUUAGCAACAUGAAUGUGGCAUCAAACUUGAAUUUGUCAAGUGCUCCUAAAAAACCAAGCUUGCAAAGUAUUUCGAGCACAAAAAAAUCUUUUGAUUAUGACAACAGCAUCGACAAUUUUUUUCAAAACAUUGCACAAAAUGUUAAAAAAUUACCUCCAAAGAUUCAAGCUGACAUAAAAAUGGAUGUGUGUAAAAUUGUGUCGGAAGCUGAAAUUUGUUAUAUGAAACAUAAUACACUCCAGAGAGUUCAGAAAUAUUCCAACAUGCCUGGGAUGAUUAAAAAACUAGUAUUGGUCCCAGCCCACUUGAUAGAUAAUCAAAUUAAGACUAACAAGCAUUAAAAAUUUAUGUUAUGGAUUUAAAAAAUAACAAAUCCUCAUGAACGACAGUAAUAUCACUCCAAUGUGUACAUUUUUAACGAGUACAUAUUUUUUUAAGACUUAAAAUUUGUAAAUAAAUGAAACGGA